GCUCGGGGCGGGGCGGGGCGGCGGCGGCGCGGCGGGAAGGGGCGGCGAUGGCGGGCCGGCGCGGGGCUCUCAUCGUGCUGGAGGGCGUGGACCGCGCCGGGAAGAGCACGCAGAGCCGCAAGCUGGUGGCCGCGCUGUGCGCCGCCGGCCACCGUGCGGAGCUGCUCCGCUUCCCGGAAAGAUCCACUGAAAUUGGCAAACUUCUGAGUUCUUAUUUGGAAAAGAAAAAUGAGGUGGAGGACCACUCGGUGCACCUGCUCUUCUCUGCGAACCGCUGGGAACAAGUGUGUGCAGACCUGCUUGUUGGCUAUCCAUCUUCUCUGCAGCAGCACCCAAGGCCCCCUGUUCAGAACCUCCCAGCCAUUGCCUGCAGGCCAUUAAUUAAAGAGAAGUUGAGCCAGGGUGUCACCCUCGUUGUGGACAGAUACGCAUUUUCUGGUGUUGCCUUCACUAGUGCCAAGGAGAACUUUUCCCUGGAUUGGUGCAAGCAGCCAGACGUGGGCCUCCCCAAGCCGGACGUGGUCGUGUUCCUUCAGUUACAGUUGGCGGAGGCUGCCGCUCGGGGAGAGUUUGGCCGUGAGCGUUACGAGAACGGGACUUUCCAGGAGCGGGCUCUGCAGCGCUUCCACCAGCUCAUGGGGGACCCGAGUUUGAACUGGAAGGUGGUCGAUGCCUCCAGAAGCAUGGAAGACGUGCACAAGGAAAUCUGUACCCUCUCCGAGGACACCAUCCAUGCUGUCUCACAGAGGCCGCUGGGGGAGCUGUGGAAGUAGAUGCAUGGAGCCCCCUCCCCUGCCAUCCUGCAAGCCCCAGCGUGCAGACAGCUGCCCUCACAGGUGAACAACCUGGUGCUAUGUACCAAAGCGGCUGCAAGUGGAGCCCCCGGGCCACCCUGUGAGCUGGGGUCCACGUGUCCUGGCUGCCUUCCUCUGCCUCCUUUUUGCCCUGAAGAUGUCAAUAAAUUAUUGUGCUUUUCUAUGGACAAUAAGCAACAGCCACACCCAAGUAGUUUCACUGGAAUCAUUGAAAUGGCAAUUGGUUGAAAUUCUCCUGCAUUUCUAGUAAAAAUCAGGCACUAGUAAAA
This is a messenger RNA of Manis javanica (Malayan pangolin), 1084 nucleotides long. It is a transcript of the gene DTYMK, whose product is annotated as deoxythymidylate kinase. Gene Ontology annotation, molecular function: nucleoside diphosphate kinase activity; dTMP kinase activity; ATP binding. The record is from RefSeq and is a predicted model, not a curated record. NCBI's taxonomy places the organism in Eukaryota, Metazoa, Chordata, Mammalia, Pholidota, Manidae. Gene Ontology annotation, biological process: dTTP biosynthetic process; dTDP biosynthetic process; dUDP biosynthetic process. Gene Ontology annotation, cellular component: nucleus; cytosol; mitochondrion.